CAAUGAGCGAUCAAUAAGGCUCAUGGCCUAGGUUGGUGACCUCCAUUGCACUUCGGAGGGGUGCCCGUCUAAGGUCUGCCCAAAGUGGCAGAGCCUACGUCAUAAUUUGUGGUAGUGGGGGCCUGCGUUCGCGCGGCCCCUUCCCAAUCAUAGUACGAUUAAAUAAUACUCGGCACAAUUCAAAAUAGUAUCAUAAUUACUCAUGGAUAAAUGAUGAUUAAAUCUAUAAACUGCGCUCUAAGUAAAACCGGUUAAUUAAAUUUCGUUCAAACUAAGUCGUCACUACAGAUCGCGCGCGCUUCUCUGUAUGGUGGCAACUGUGAUUAGUGUUUUAUUUAAGUAACCAUCUGAUCUUGGACUAGGGUAGUGAAUCGGAUCUUCGUUUUCACGAUAUGUUCUUUACCGAGUGAUUUCGGAUUCCAUUUUUGUUGUGGCUUCUCCAUAUUCGGCUGGAGGUUUGAGAUUCUAUUCCCUACUCAAACCGUCGAUUAUUCUACUCGGUCAUCUUUCAUAAAAUUUCUGAAAGUGUAUUUAUGUUUCUGGACUGAAAAUUCGCGUAAAUCGAACCAGGAUAGUUCAAUACAUCUAAUCUUUCGAUCGCGAGUUGUUCUUGUUGAGAAUUUUCCAUUUCUCACUCGUUUGUUAUGUUAGUGUUCGUAUUUGCUCCUGGAGAAAAAGUGUAGAAAGCUAUUUGUGGCGUUUUUGUUCAGCGGCAAUACUGUUGUUUGCUAUCUGUGGUUUGGGGUUAGUGUACUUUGCCGAGGAUUCGAAUUUUAGUUCUGGGGCGAUGUUUGUUUCCGCACUUCUAACGUCCGUGGGAAUAAAUUCUGCAAUAUGUUUUUCGUUUCUGGUGCUCUAUUCUAUAUUGAGAAAACAACCGGCUUACUAUAGCAUUUAUAUACCACGCUUGGUGGCUGAAGGAAAGACUAAACAGAGAAGUGAUUUCAACCUAGAAAGAUUAAUACCCUCUGCCAAUUGGUUGAAAAAAGCUUGGAUGCUUUCUGAAGAGGAGCUUUUGUCUUCCUCGGGUCUGGAUGCGGUAGUUUUUAUGCGAAUUGUAACUUUCAGCCUGAAGGUGCUUUUAUUUGCUGGGGUCAUUGGAAUUUUUGUUCUCCUUCCAGUCAACUGUUCUGGAGAUCAACUUGCGGAUGUUGACAUUGCUAAUAUUUCAAAUAACUCCCUAGAUGUAUUCACUAUCUCCAAUGUAAAGGACGGAUCACACUGGUUAUGGAUCCACUUUUCAGCUGUGUAUCUUAUCACUGCGUAUAUAUGCUGUCUACUGUACUAUGAGUACGACUAUAUUUCUUCAAAAAGGAUUGAAUAUUUUUGUUCAUCCAAGCCUCUAUUUCAUCAGUUUACCAUCUUAGUUCGUGGAAUUCCUGCUUCUCCAGGAAGAAACAUCAGCGACACUGUUGAGAAUUUCUUCACUGAGUAUCACCCUUCAACCUAUCUGUCUCAUACAGUUGUUCGUCGGACAAGCAAACUUCGAGGCCUCAUUCAUGAUGCGAAAACAUAUUACAGAAAGCUUGUUCGCUUACAAUCAAAUCCUGCACAAGUAAAUUCUAAUCGUGGCAGUUGUUUUGGAUUGUUCAGAAGGAAGGCUGAUCUUGUUGAUCGAUAUGGAAAAAGGUUAGGAGACAUAGAACAACAUCUGAGAUUAGAACAAUCGGAGGUUUCAUCGGCUGGAAAAGAAGUUCCAGCUGCUUUUGUAUCCUUCAAGUCACGUUAUGGUGCUGCCAUUUCUAUGCAUAUGCAACAAUCGAAUAAUCCCAUUCAAUGGGUCACAGAGCAAGCUCCCGAGCCUCACGAUGUAUAUUGGCCUUUCUUUUCUUCAACAUUUAUGCAAAGAUGGUUAUCUAAGCUGGGAGUUGCGGUUGCAUGUUUCCUUCUUAUUGUCCUAUUUUUUAUACCAGUUGUUUUGGUGCAAGGACUGACUAACCUUAAUCAGUUGCAAAUUUGGUUUCCGUUCCUUAAAAGCAUUCUUACCAUAACAUUCAUUAGUCAAGUAAUAACAGGAUAUCUUCCUAGCCUUAUUCUUCAAAUGUUUAUGAAGAUGGUGCCCCCUAUUAUGGAAUGUCUCUCAUCCAUCCAAGGAUAUAUUUCUUUAAGUGACAUAAAAAAGAGUGCAUGUUUCAAAGUAUUGUGGUUCACCAUAUGGAAUGUUUUCUUUGCUACUGUCUUCUCGGGAACAGCUCUGUCUCAACUAUCAUUGGUCUUUGAGCCAAAAAAUAUUCCUACGAAGCUUGCUGUGGCUGUACCCGGACAGGCUUCAUUUUUUAUUGCUUAUGUUGUCACAUCUGGAUGGACGAGCUCACUAUCUGAACUCAUCAACCUCUUCCCUCUUAUUACCAGUCUUGUGACGAGACCUUUCAGUGGAAACUCGGACGACGAAUUAGAAGUUCCAUCCAUUCCUUACCACAAGGACAUUCCAAAUAUUCUUUUUUUUGUACUUCUUGGUAUCACAUAUUUCUUUCUAGCUCCACUUAUUUUGCCCUUCCUUUUUGUCUACUUCAGUCUGGAGUACAUAGUCUAUCGCAACCAGUUCCUAAAUGUGUAUGCACCCAAGUAUGAAACUGCUGGGAAGUUCUGGCCUAUUGCACACAGUUGCAUGAUAUUUUCUUUGUUACUCAUGCAUGCUAUAGCUGUGGGAAUAUUCACACUGAAGGGGCUUCCCCUCGCUUCAACUUUAGUGGUUCCUCUCCCCAUUUUAACUCUUCUUUUUAAUGAAUACUGUCGGAAACGGUUCCUACCCAAUUUUUCUGCUUAUUCUGCAGAAGCUUUGAUAACGAAGGAUAGAGAAGAUCAAAAUGAUCCUGCAAUGGCUGAAUUUUUUGAUAAAUUGGUCACCGCGUAUGGUGAUCCGGCCUUGAUGCCUGUAAGCUUCACUACAAAUGCCGACAGUCUUAACCGCCCGCUGAUGUCUGAGGAUUAGAAAUUACCGAUGGAUAUAUCUUUAGCGACUGGUGAUGAUGUAUAUUGCAACAUGCAUGUGUGAUGAGGUUAGGUGAAGUUGCUUGCUGUUUAGUUGAUGAAUGAUGAAGAGUGUCGUUUUAACUUUCAAGACCAUUUGUGUUUUGGUUUUCAAGUCUUUGUAACAUAAUAUCAUAUCAGUAGAAAGAUUGAAUAAAAAGUCUAUGAUAGGGUAAAGAUACUGUAAUUGGGAAAGACUAUGUACAGAUUUAUGAUUGAUUAGAGGAAAAGUGUCUCUAUCCUUUAAUUUUCA
This is a messenger RNA of Cucumis melo (muskmelon), 3223 nucleotides long. Its product is annotated as CSC1-like protein At1g69450. The coding region runs from base 788 to 2932 and encodes 714 amino acids. The transcript is spliced from 10 exons. The record is from RefSeq and is a predicted model, not a curated record. Lineage: Eukaryota; Viridiplantae; Streptophyta; Magnoliopsida; Cucurbitales; Cucurbitaceae. Gene Ontology annotation, molecular function: calcium-activated cation channel activity. Gene Ontology annotation, cellular component: plasma membrane.